Ruditapes philippinarum (Manila clam) is the source of this 1364-nucleotide messenger RNA. RefSeq names its product probable phosphoglycerate mutase. Lineage: Eukaryota; Metazoa; Mollusca; Bivalvia; Venerida; Veneridae. The coding region runs from base 51 to 806 and encodes 251 amino acids. The record is from RefSeq and is a predicted model, not a curated record. Gene Ontology annotation, biological process: glycolytic process. Gene Ontology annotation, molecular function: intramolecular phosphotransferase activity. The transcript has 6 exons.
UUUUUUACCGGCGAAGGUCAGUUGACAGAAUUUGCUGAAAGGCAGUAAUAAUGGCUACUAAAUACACAGUUGUUCUAGUGAGGCAUGGUGAAAGCGAAUAUAACAAGGAAAACAGGUUUUGUGGAUGGUUCGAUGCAGAUCUUUCAGAGUUAGGUGUCCAGGAAGCAAAGAAUGCUGGAAAGAUGCUUAAAGAGAAGAACUACACAUUUGAUAUAGCUUACACAAGUGUGUUGAAACGUGCACUAAAGACCUUGUUUUUCGUACAAGAUGAACUUGACAUGCACUGGAUACCAGUUGUGCGACACUGGAGACUGAAUGAACGCCAUUACGGUGGACUUCAAGGUCUGAACAAGUCUGAAACUGCUGCCAAACACGGAGAAGCCCAAGUCAAGGUCUGGAGACGAUCGUAUGACACACGUCCACCAGCACUAGAAGCAGGUGAUGCUAGAUCUGCUACAAAUGAGGCAAAAUAUGCACAAUAUGACAAGGCCGUUGUACCAAUGUGUGAAUGUUUGAAGGAUACUGUAGCUAGAGUACUUCCAUACUGGCAUGACAUCAUUGUUCCAACAAUCAAGUCUGGACAAAAGGUACUGAUUUCAGCCCAUGGAAACAGUCUGAGAGCUUUGAUCAAGUAUUUAGAUAAUGUGUCUGAUGAUGAAAUUACUGAACUUAAUGUACCAACAGGUAUUCCACUAGUAUAUGAAUUAAACGAAGAUAUGAAGCCAGUGAAACAUUACUACCUAGCCGACGAGGCUGCCGUCAAGGCCGCCAUGGAUAAAGUCGCUAACCAGGGAAAAGCCAAGUAAAAACGCUGCCAUGCCAGGAAAACUGUGAAGAAUAGGAACCUUUGUAUUUGAACGUUCAUUUAAUGUAAUUGUUCGAAUAUGACUUUUACGUAGUAAAUAUAAUAAAUGUAUGUGCAAAAUACAGAACGUGCAGAACAUUUGUGGUGCACAUGUUAUACAUGUAGUACAUAAACGAGUCCUUCAAUGAUACAAGUUUUAAUUGCAAAUUUUUAAUUAUCACAUUUGCUACACAAUGAAGGAAUUCUUCAUAGUAGUAAAUUGUACAAUCUCCACGAUUUUUGAGAACUGUGUCUUUGGAUAAUAUAGAGAAAUUUCUUACUUAACGAGAUCUGAUGUGUUGUGUCAUAAUAUGUGCUGUAUUUAGAUAGUAAUGAUUCCUGAUGAGAAAACACAUCAAAUGUUAGGUGAUUUUAAUUGCACAUGCUGUAUAAUAUGUAACUGUUUAUUUAUUACAAGUAUUUUUUUCUUUUCUUGCUUUUAAGUGCUAUAUUUACAAAUUUGUGUUAUUGUUAUCCUUACCUUUUGAGAAAUAGAAAAAAAUAAAGAAUACUCACAAUU